UAUACGCUUUUAUUAUUAUUUUGAAUUGGUAUAAUUCACAAACCAUUAGUUUUUGUUCUAAUUUACACGCUAGCUAGUGUAUAGUGUCACUCUGCCAAAUAUCACAGAUCUGCUUACUUAUCGGUUUUGAAGCCCGAUAAAGUACACGUAGAGACGCAAGUGCACAUUUUACUUUGUUGUACUCUUCUGCUCGCUUUAACCCUACAAAUAUCAAACUCCUCGCUAUACUAAACUAUGAUAACAAAGAGAAAUCAAAAACACAACUAAUGGCUAUUAUAAGGAUCAGAUUUACAUUAAUCGUAAUAUAUAUUUAAGAAAAUCAAAACGUUUUUUAUAUUAAUAAACUCGAGAUAGAGUAUCAGGCAACGAUAAAUAAUCUGAUGAGCUAAAUUCGUUAAUACGAAAUAAAUCAUUGAAUAGUACGCGCGGUCUCAUGCGCGCUCAUUACAUUCUCGAUUACGGUAUGUAACAGAUAUGAUAUAGGCACCGCACACUUUUCAUUUCCCACGCUGCAAUGGAACAAGCCAGAACGAAAAACGACGACAGUAUAAUGAAUCACGCAUCUCUGAUACACAUGAAAGAUUGUUAGAAAGUAAAAAAGAUCUAUUGUACGAGCCGUCGACGAAGAAGUCCAAGUUUGUCCUUGUCUCUAGUUCGCCAAGUGGUCGCUUCCUCCUUUCCAUUUUGAAUGCAAAGCAAAUUGGUGCGGUCGGCUUGCUCGCGCGCGUCUAAGCGUGAAACUGUGCCGAACGUUUCGAGUUGAAAGCGGGUUUCGCGCGCGACACGCGAACAUUAACGCGUCGCUCGUCGCGCUCGAGCACUAAAAGUCAAAAGCACAGAAGAGGCAUAAAAUCGCCGAUGAGAAUACACCACCAAUAGCAGGCCGACAUUAUCAAUGAUCAACACGUUGCUCUGAUAACGAAGAUAACCGGCGAUGCUUCGGUAGUACCGGCCGCAGAAGAUAGCGAAUUAGUGUUACGCACACCAUGACGCGCGACCGAUUGCCCGAUUUGUGUGCAGACAGGAAGUGCAAUGUUGCGCCGAGCAACAGCUCUUCCAAAUAUGCGCAGAGCUUUAGGAAGCAUAACAAAAAGUUGCAUGAUCUCCUGGACGAAGCUCAGCAAACUCGCGGCUUAAUAGAUGUAAUGAUUGAAAAUGUAGUUAUCGUUAAAAAUAUACACAACGAUGUACUUCUGCACACAAAUCGAGGUGAAAUUUUGCUAGUUAACUAUAUGAGUCACUUCACAAAAAUCCAACACAAGCCGUUUUCUCAUUUUACAGACAUUCAAAACGAGUUGAAUGCUCGGACGUAUACAAUUAAUCAACUAGCGCAUAGAAUCUACAAUAAACUAAGAGAACUAGGAAAAAAUGUCAACAGCGGUGACGAUUUAUCAUUUAACACUGCCAGGCAAGGACCGGUAUAUAACAGAAUUAAAGCUUUGCAAUAUAUGACAAUGUUUAAAAUGUACAGUGAUAUAAUGCAAGAUUAUAAUGAGAAUCUAUUCAGAUAUCACAAUAAGUGUUCAUCAAUUUUGCAUCGUCAACGACGUUUAUUAAGAAAGCAAAUUACGAGUGAAGAAAUAGAAGAUAUGAUUGAAUCUCCAGAAACAAGUUUAUUUGUUGAUAAUAUUUUAGCAGAGACUAAAGAGGCUCAACAGCAACUGUCAGACUUAGAAACUAGGCAUAAAGAAUUACAGAAAUUGGAAAAGUCUAUUGCUGAAGUUAAAGAUAUAUUUUUUGAAAUGGCAUUUUUAGUCGAAAGACAGGGAGAACAAUUGAACUGUGUAGAAUAUUUUGCUAGCAAAGCAACUGAUGACGUAGAUAAAGGCAAUACUAAAAUUAAGAAAACUAGAGAAAAAAAACAAACACAAAGAAAGCGUAAAAUUAAGAUAGCCAUAAUCGUAGGUACUAUAGUUGUUAUAUUUUUCACCAUAGUGAUAAUUUGUUCAUAAAAUUCAUUUUAUAAAAGUAUAUAAAAAGCACAGUGAUACAUUUUAUAGUAAAAAAUAAUACUUAAAAAAUAAAAUAAAAAUUGAUAGCAAAUAAUUUAUUUUGUUCUACUUUUG
This is a messenger RNA of Phymastichus coffea, 2066 nucleotides long. RefSeq names its product syntaxin-1A-like. Gene Ontology annotation, cellular component: endomembrane system; plasma membrane; SNARE complex. NCBI's taxonomy places the organism in Eukaryota, Metazoa, Arthropoda, Insecta, Hymenoptera, Eulophidae. The record is from RefSeq and is a predicted model, not a curated record. The transcript has 8 exons. Bases 987 to 1952 code for a protein of 321 amino acids. Gene Ontology annotation, molecular function: SNARE binding; SNAP receptor activity. Gene Ontology annotation, biological process: intracellular protein transport; exocytosis; synaptic vesicle fusion to presynaptic active zone membrane.